This is a messenger RNA of Ceratotherium simum simum (southern white rhinoceros), 443 nucleotides long. RefSeq names its product serine peptidase inhibitor Kazal type 9. Lineage: Eukaryota; Metazoa; Chordata; Mammalia; Perissodactyla; Rhinocerotidae. The record is from RefSeq and is a predicted model, not a curated record. Gene Ontology annotation, molecular function: protein binding.
CGCCAGAAAGUCACUUCUUUUGCCUCCAUCUGACUGCCCUUGGCCACUUCAGCAACAUGAGAGGAACAGCCUUCGUCUUGCUCUUGGUUCUGGCGCUUACAACCAACUUUCAUGUAGAAUGUGCCAAAAACAGAGGUCAACAGGUUGAUUGCAGUGGGUUUAAAAAGUUACCGCCAGGAGAAGAGAGAAUGUGUUAUCUACUAUAUGCCCCAAUUUGUGGUUCUGAUGGCCACACUUAUGGCAAUGAUUGUGUCUUUUGUUCUGAAGUUGUGAAAACUGACCACAAACUUAAAUUUGUACAUUUUGGAGAGUGUUGAGUCUAUCUUAUGAUUCCAAUUCACAAAAGACACAUUUUUUUAUCCCGUAUAAUCUAUGCCACAUUGCCUCAUCUUGUCACCAUGAUGUCUUGACUUCUUCGUAGAAUAAAGUAGACCUAAGUGAAA